GACGCGACAUGCCCAUCGUGCAUAGUCCAUUCAUAUUUUAGGCUGUAGGCCGAAGCCCAAAGAUUCGGCUUGACCACUUGUCAAAAGUAGCGGUUCCGUGUAGCCGGUAAGCACCUGAAGAUUGUGUCACUUUUAUCACCAACAAUUGCUUUCCGGUGAAGUUCGAUUGGUAUACAAGCGACUAUCUUUAACAUACAUAAGUAUAAACACGUUUAAUGUUUUGCAAAAGUUACUCAAAAACAUUUCAAGUGUUCUAAUUCCAAGUUAGAAUAAUCAAAAUCAAUUGAAAGCUAAGAUACAUCCAAGUGUAACAGCUCUAUGUAAAGUGCAUAGAAAUAUUGACACUUUGAAAAAAGAUUGAGAACUAUAUAAUCGUAGAACAAAUGAAGAUAUAUCAACUUUUCUGCCUGUUCUUUUUUGCUGGCUUAUUGGUAAACACAGACGCGGCAAAAGGUGGAGGAGGUAGAGGAGGCGGCAGACGCAGUGGCGGAAGAGUUUACAAGUCUCGGAUGCCUAUUCUGAUUCCUCACAGAAAUCCUGCUAGUGCUAAUUACUACGAGAACAAAGAUGGAGCGAGAAUAGUGAAAGCAUCACACUUUGAAUUGGAUUACAUGUUGGGUAGGAAGAUCACGUUUUUCUGCAUGGCCACUGGAUUUCCAAGGCCUGAGAUCACCUGGUUGAAAGAUGGAAUCGAAUUGUAUCAUCAUAAAUUCUUUCAAAUCAUCAUGCCACGCUCUACAGUGAUGUUAUUUCUGUUGAUGGUACUACUAUUAAAUAGCCAGGAAAUUCUUGGACGAAGAGGACGAGGCAGAGGAAAAACCAGAUCGCGAGUCCAAAUAGGACUGCCUAUCACUGGAAAGUAUCGUGAUCCAGAAAGUGAUCAAUAUUAUAAUAAUCAUGAUGGAGCAAAAAUAGUAUUGGCAUCGCACUUUGAUUUAGAGUACGUUUUAGGACAUAAAAUCGCUUUCCUUUGCGUGGCACGUGGAAACCCACGGCCACACAUCACAUGGUUCAAGGAUGGUGCUGAGAUCUAUACACAUCUUUACCUACAUGUACACGAAUGGCAAGUUGGUCCAGAUAAAGUGAAAUCGAAACUGGAAAUAGAUCCUGCGACGCAAAUGGAUGCUGGAGUCUACGAAUGUACAGCGGAUAAUAUGUACAGUAUCGAUCGAAGAUCCUUCAAGACUGACUUUUCCAUCGCUUUCGAUUAAGUUUCCUUUUUCACAAUACUUUAGUACGAAUAUAGAUGAAAUCGAAAGUUAUUGGCUUUAAGAUGUCGGUCAAAAUAAUUAGUGAUAAAAAGAACAUGAAAUGAUUCUCACGAAAUGUAUAAUGUUUGCACACGUAUGCAUAGUUAGACAAUAAAUAAAGUACGUUGCAUUAAAAUA
Molecule: messenger RNA, 1388 nt
Organism: Bombus impatiens (common eastern bumble bee)
Lineage: Eukaryota; Metazoa; Arthropoda; Insecta; Hymenoptera; Apidae
Product: immunoglobulin domain-containing protein oig-4
Exons: 5
Coding region: 384-1211 (275 amino acids)
Biological process (GO): cell-cell adhesion
Cellular component (GO): neuron projection; cell-cell junction
Molecular function (GO): cell adhesion molecule binding
Source: RefSeq, a predicted model, not a curated record